CUGACCUUUCGAGAAGUGAAUUUCAAGUGCUGGAUUUUUCCUUUCGGUGUGCUCUUUGGUCUUGUCUUAUCUCACGUGUGUGCCUGUGCCGUGAUCUUGAUCGGUAGCGAGUGAGGCGCAAAAUCACGUCAGUCAGCGUUUGGACGGUGCGGCUGCACGAUGGGGUGCCUCCUUCUCGCUCUUUUGGCCGUCGGCCUCUUUGCGGCCUGCAAACUCAGCGCCAAGGUCAAUUAUUACACGAGGUUCAUCAUCUUCAUCAUUAGUUCGGCCAUCUCGGGCACAGUUUUCAUUCCGUUGAUGUUUUUCAAGCCGAGAGACAGCAGAAACGGACAAUUGCCAGCGUGGCUGUUGCGUUGGUGCAUGCGAAUGAUCGGAAUCACCUACGAAGUCAAAGGAAAACAGAACAUAUUAAAAGACAGCGGCGCCGUUGUGCUGAUGAACCACCAGAGUAUUUUGGAUUUAAACGUGCUUGCUUACAUCUGGCCGGUGACGCCGAGAGGGUGCGUCAUUUCCAAGAGGGAGGUGUUUUAUCUGUGGCCGUUUGGCCUUGGAGCUUGGCUUUGGGGAACCGUCUUCAUCGACAAACUCAAUCCCGAAACGUCGCAGAAGGACCUGAACGAGGCUGGCUCGCACAUUACCACUUCUAAGGCGCGCAUUUGCAUGUUCCCCGAGGGCACGAGGCACAGGGGCGCGGAAUUGCUACCCCUGAAGAAAGGCGCAUUCCACCUGGCUCUGAACGCCCAGUGUCCCAUUCAGCCGAUACUUAUCAACAAUUAUCAUUUUCUCGAUCACAAGACUCAUCGGUUUGAUUCAGGACACACCAUUAUUCAAGUUCUGCCAGCCAUCGAAACGAAAGGGCUCACAAAAGAGGACAUGCCUGCGUUGAUGGAAAAAGUGUACAACGCAAUGAAUGUAGGCUACAAAAAGCUUAACGAGAAAACAUCGUGGUAGAAAAAGUGAUAGACAAAACAAAUAUUUUUUUUUUUUGCAAAAGAAUUAUUAUUAUAGUGAGGAUGAGCUUUGAGCCAACAUUGUGUUCCUUUUUAUCAAAUUAAGAGUUUACUAUGUGUGUGAUAUUUGUAUUGUUUGUAUAAAAAUGCUCUUUAACACCGCCA
This is a messenger RNA of Cloeon dipterum, 1115 nucleotides long. RefSeq names its product 1-acyl-sn-glycerol-3-phosphate acyltransferase alpha-like. Lineage: Eukaryota; Metazoa; Arthropoda; Insecta; Ephemeroptera; Baetidae. Gene Ontology annotation, molecular function: 1-acylglycerol-3-phosphate O-acyltransferase activity. The transcript has 4 exons. The coding region runs from base 160 to 951 and encodes 263 amino acids. Gene Ontology annotation, cellular component: endoplasmic reticulum. Gene Ontology annotation, biological process: phosphatidic acid biosynthetic process. The record is from RefSeq and is a predicted model, not a curated record.